ACCGAGAAAAACGCGUGACCAAACCUAACCUACUAAACGUACUUUUCGUUACGAUAUAUUUAGAAUUUGCAAUAUGCGUACGCGUGAAAAUCGAUAAAAAAAGACAACACUACAGGUUCGAUACCUUUAGUAUCAUGAAAGAUAAAAGGCUUUUAAUAUGAGUUGGCAAGAAAUACAUAUGUGUUCUUGUUAAUUCAAUGAUAUUAGCCAAAAAAUUUUUAGCUUAAACAUAUUUUCGUGUGCGAAAUACGGUUCUGUAGGAACGAUUUCACAAUUACAAUUCACGGUGAAAUAACUAGAAAUAAAAUAAUACGACGGGUAAAUGGAGAAAGAAAUUUCAAGUUAGUGACAGAAGAGUGAAAAUGAUCUGAAAGAAUUGUACAUAUACAUACAUGUAAUUGAAGCAACAACGAGGUGUUGAUACGCAAUCGACAAAUUUAAUCGGACGCCAUCUCGUGUUAUGUGAAGGUAUUAUCUAAAAUCAGUAGUUUUCCAGCUCAGGUUCGACAUUUGCUUAAACGCAAUCAAGUACACGAACAGUUGUGACGGAACACCGCAGUUUGCGACAAUACAUUUAGAAAUAGGUAAGAAGAGCAAGGAGGAUACAUAAAGUAUGGCGGAAGCCGUUGUAGACGGGACACCAACGUCCCGAUUUUUCUGUCACAAAUGCAGCAUUGAAAUCGAAGAUUUACUACCCGAUUAUUCGUGUCCACGAUGCGCAAGUGGUUUCAUAGAAGAAUUACAAAGCGGUAAUGACAAUAAUUGCCCAACAAGCGGCAUGGAUCUUGUUAACGAUGAUCACGAUUACCCGCUGCUAAAUAAUUUGAUAGAACGUGAUAUUUUAGACCUGCUAGGAAUGCCUGAUAGAAGUCAAACAUCGAGCACGUCUAACAGAAAUAGUGUACCAGUCAAUUCGACUAAUUAUUUAACUAUUCGAGAUAAUCGUCAUUCGUACAGCCGUCGUGGAAGACAAAUUGACCCUGCUCUAAACAUGUUCCUACAAAGUUUUCUACAAGCUCUCUCAGAAGCAAGUUUGGCAUAUCCAGUAACACAAGAUAGUCAACCACCUGUACUGGUCUAUGCAAAUCCUCAAGAUUAUAUUUGGGGUCAGGCUGGCUUUGAUGCAAUUGUAACGCACAUGUUAAAUCAACUGGAUGGAACUGCUGGCCCACCACCUUUACCAAGGAAACAAAUAGAUCAAAUACCAACCACGACCGUUACCCAAAGUCAAGUUGACAGUAAAAUGCAGUGUUCCGUUUGUUGGGAAGACUUCAAACUUUCAGAACCAGUUAGGCAGCUUCCGUGCCAGCAUCUAUAUCAUGCACCGUGCAUUUUACCUUGGUUAGAACUGCAUGGAACUUGCCCAAUUUGUAGACAAAACUUAGGAGAUCAAAACACUGCAGAAGCAAAUCAGGAUGUUGUUAGACCUAGUCUAUCUGCCCGAUUUAGGUACACUCGUGCCUUGUUACAAAUAAUGGCCACAAACGAAUCUAGAAACAAUGCUAGAACAUCGGCGACGUCGUCGUCAGCUUUGAAUAAUAGUAACUCCAGUGAUAGUAACUCCAGUUCAACAAGAUCGAGUUCAGAUUGAUUAUCCAAUCUUGACAUUUUCUUUACCUAGCAAGACACGCAAGUACACAGGCAUACACAUACACAAACAUGUUUUUCACCUCAGAUUUAUUUUCCGCCACUGUUGACUUCAGCAAUGCUUAUACAUCACGUAAAUAUUGUAUCCCGAUGCUAAUAUAAAUUUCAAGCUUUAUACCUUAAUCAACAAUGUAAUAUAAAUCAUAAAGAAUAAUGAAUUAUCAAGUUACAAUUUACAUAUGUUACUUUGAAUAAAUAUAUCAAGGUACGGAUUACUACGAGUGUGCGCAUACAUGUUUCAAAUUGAAAAUGUCUCUGUUGCUGUUAUACAUUGGGUAUUACAGUUUUAAACAAAACACGAUUUAAAAUAAAUACCAUAAACAAGCGUAUCGAAAAUUUUUAAAAACAUGUGCGUUUACUUAUAAAAAUUCGAAUUUUGAUGUUUAAUACAUAUAAUAUAGUUGACUAUUACUUACAAAAAUAAACUCUGUAAUAUAAUUCAAGUAUGAGAAAAAUGUAUCGUGUAGACUUUGUGGGUAAAGAUUAGUAAUUUUAAUUUUGUACAGUUCCCUUGAAAAUUUCUGUGCAUCAUAAGCACAUCUAAUUGCAUAACAAAUUUCGUUUAAAUCAUAGACAAACACUGCAGACUAUUUACUUUAUUAUACCAUAUUAUAUGAAAAAUAUACAUAUAUUAAAGGGGGCGAAAAUAUGUGAAAUAGAAAAAUUGUUGAGUAUAAAUAUGUAGGGCAACAUGUAAUAUUUAUUUACGUCGAUUUGAAAUAUUAUUGUUGACGAUCGCUUGCGCGGACUACUAUCAUUCUUUGCAGUAGUUUUACAAGAAUAGUCAAAUUUGUUUAUGAACGUAAUCGUAAAUUUCCUACUACAGAAGAAUACGUUACGUGUAUUAAGAGUACCGCACGAUUAACAUGACAAACAUUUUCGUUGAGUUAUAAUGGUCACAACAGCCCGCUUCGAACAAUUUACGUGUACCGAAUACAUAUCUGUAGUAAAUUUUGUAAUUAACAAUUAGGAGCAGCAGUUUCUUAUGCUUCAUUUUAUCAAUAAUAUAUUACAUGACUGAAGCUAUAAUUUAUGACAACUGGGUCAGAUGCUUCUUUAGUUUGCCAUAUUAGCUAGAUCAUUUUAAAGUAUGUAUGUCUGUAUACAAUAGCUUGUAUUGUGACCUUAUAAAUUGAUAAUUUUGUUCGUUUAAAUAUGGUAUUUAUCAAUGUUUCAAACGUACGUAUAUAAAUUUAGAUCGCUUGUUUUUAAACUUAUUGUAAGAUGGGCGCUAAUGAGACGACAAAAUUGUAAACAGUUCAUUGAAACUAAAUAAAUGUAUUUUAUUCGA
This is a messenger RNA of Megalopta genalis, 2938 nucleotides long. It is a transcript of the gene Iru, whose product is annotated as E3 ubiquitin-protein ligase Iruka. Gene Ontology annotation, molecular function: ubiquitin protein ligase activity. The record is from RefSeq and is a predicted model, not a curated record. Gene Ontology annotation, cellular component: nucleus. Gene Ontology annotation, biological process: ubiquitin-dependent protein catabolic process. NCBI's taxonomy places the organism in Eukaryota, Metazoa, Arthropoda, Insecta, Hymenoptera, Halictidae.